This is a messenger RNA of Fulvia fulva, 300 nucleotides long. RefSeq lists its product as uncharacterized. Lineage: Eukaryota; Fungi; Ascomycota; Dothideomycetes; Mycosphaerellales; Mycosphaerellaceae. The record is from RefSeq and is a predicted model, not a curated record. The transcript has a single exon. The coding region runs from base 1 to 300 and encodes 99 amino acids.
AUGGCCAACCCCAACCCCAACCACAUCGAUCUCGAAGACCGCGAAGCGCUCAACAUCGCCUUCUUGAAAAGUGCAUUCAUGCUCAUGGACGACGUCUUGACAAUACUCUGCACCGCAAUUUUCUACAUCUGCCUGCCAUUAAUCAUCUUGCUUCUCGCGACCAUGGAUCGUACAGGCGUCACCACCGAGAGGGAACGUCAUGAAGCGAGAGUGCGUGAGGGGUUGCGACGUCUUGAGCGAGAGAUGGAGCGUAGGCGAGGAUGGACUUGGAGGGAGGUGUGGGAUGCGGUCUGGAAUUGA